AUGAGUCGUGUACUUAGAUAUUAAAAAAAGAAGAAAGAUGAUGGUAGAUAGUUAAUUAAUUGAUUAGGACCAUUACUUAAAAUAAAUUUUGCAAAAUUUCCUAAUUUACCAAAAAUAAGGGAAGAAGAAGAUAGAUUAUAAGGUUUUAUUAAUUCUUUUGAAUCUGAUAGCUAGUAAUUUUCAAUCAUCAAAAUAGGUUGUCAUUAUAGGAGAGAUCAUGUUAAUUGAGAACAAUGACUGCAUCUUUUUCUAGAGGAUUAAAAACUACUUCAAGUUCAAGAGACAAAAAAGAGUAAAAAAAGGUAGAUGAGAAUUAUACUAUUUAUGGAUUAUCAAAGAUAAAAACAGCAAGAAGUCCAUUAUAAUCUUAAAGAUAAACUCCAAAUCCAUAUGAAACUGAAUAAAAAUUGGAGCGAUCAAAUGAAGAGUGGUUUUAAUAGUCUCAAAUUUCAGAAGCUCCUUAAGCAAAAGUAUUAUUUUUCAAUUAAAGAAAAAAGUAUUACUAAAUAAAUAUAUAGAUCUUUUUUAUGGGAAGAUGCUAAAGUCAUAAAUUAUAAUCAGGAUACUUAAAAAUUUCUAGUUUAAAAGUAUCCUGAUGGAUAAACGAAAUCAGUUGAUAGAUUAUCAAUAAAAUUUAUUAAUUAAGAUGAAGAAUUAUUUAGAGUAGCCACAGUAAGAAGGUUUAAAUUUAAAUUUAUUAAAUUUUAGUUAGAAUAUUAGAUAACAUUAAAAAGAAGAAAUGAAAAGGUUAAGAGAGAUAAAUGCAAUAAAUGAUAGUGAAGUAAAUAAAGCUCCUUAAACUUUAAUUAACUCACUUUUUAACAGAUUUUAAUAUUCAAAAAAAUAGCAUCUUGUUGAAACUUUACUUGAAGAAGUUAAUUAAAAUUAUUUACUAUUUUAAAAAAAAUGCUCAUUCAUUGAAGAUGCUUCUAUUUAUAAAUAGGUUGUUCAUAUUGAACAAAGAUAUCAAUAUUAUUCUAUAUUAUAAAAUAAUCUUGAGAAAGAAGCAAUACUAUUAAGAAAAGAUGGUUAUAAAGCUAUGAAGUAAUUAAUGUUUAGAUUAAAUUAAAUCAAUAUUGAAAUAAUACAUUAAAGAGAUUUUAAGUUUCCAAUUAUAUUAAAUAAAUUUGAUACUGCUCUUGAAUUGGAAGGAAAAGAGAUUAAGAAAGAAAUUAGAAGAGAAAAAUUCUAUAUAUAAUCAGAUUUGUAAGAUAUUUUAGGUUAAAAUUAUAAAUUUGUAGAAUCAAAUCGAAAACGAUAUUAUGAUUGUGGGUUGUCAAGAAUAUUGACUAAAGUUGAUCUGAUGUAUUAAUAAAUUAUAAAAGAAAAGGUUCUACAUUAGUUUAAUUACACAAAAGAAUUUUAUGAAAGUUUUAUACUAAAUUCUCAAUUUCAAAAGUCUUUAAAUUAAAAGCCAUUACUUUAAUUGCAUGUUUAAUGUAUAGUGCAAGUACCUGUAAAAAAAUCAAUGAGAAAAUUAAUAAAAGAUUCGAUAAAAGGAGAUGAAGAGAUAAUUUAUAUAGAGCCAAAUUUACAAUCUAUUUUAACAGUCUUAAUAAAGCCUUUUGAUUACCUUUAUCAAUUAAUAAUAGAAGGUUGUUGUAUUUAAAGUGAAAUAAUGACUUUAUUAUUAUUGGAGAAAAAAAAACUAUCAACUGUGAUGGAUUUUCCUUAAUUAAAUUCUAUAAAAGAAUAAACAAUCACAUAAAUUUCAAAUGAAUAUAAAUCUUGUGAUGAUAUUGUAAAAUACUAUAAUAAAUAUUCACAUUAUUUAAAAGCAUUCCGAUCAAAAGAUUUAUAUGAUAUAUUUGGUUUGGAUCCAAAGGAAGCAGCCAUUUUAAGUUAAAUGAAUUUUUAAUCAAUAGAGAGUUAUUUAUAUGAAUUAAAGGAAUCUAGAUUAGAUAUUCUAUCAUACCAUUAAAAUUAAAAAAGAUUUGGUUUGUUUUCUUUAAAUAUUUAUGAACUUAAACACACUUUAGUUGAAAGAAUUAAUGAAUAAUAGACAUAGAUAUUUAAUGUAAAUUUUAUAUGUAAAUUAUAUAGAAAAUCUAAGAGAUUUUAAAACAUAAUAUAUAAUAAAUUAAAUAAUAAUUUUAAGUAAUGAGAGAUAAGAGUCAAUAAAUUCCAUAGACAGAAUAAGAAUUAAUGGAAUUAAAAUUAUUUUUAGGUGAAAUUAAAGUAGAUUUCUCAAGAAUGUAAUUUGAAGUUCAAUUUGUGUAAAUAAAUAAUUAAUAUUCCUUUUUAGAGAAUAAUACUUAAAUUUAUUUGAAGAAUUUUAUGUAGCUUUUGACUUUUAGUUAGUAAUUGAUUAUUAUGAAUUAAUCUAUUUACCAAAAGAUAUUUCUGAUAUUAUUGAAGCUAAUAAAGCAGUUCUAAAAUAAUAAGAAGAUAUAUUUUUGAGAAGAUUACAUAAUGACAAAUAAGAAUUCAUAGCCAAAAUUUUAUAAAUGUAAGCAACACUUACAAAAAUUAAAUCUUUUUCCUAAUAUGAAAAAUUAAAGGAAUAUAUUAUUGAGAUUAAAAAGUUUUAAGAAUAAAUAGAGAAUUCUAAAGAAAUAAUAUCUGAAUUUAAUCUUAGAGAACUUACAUUUUAAAUAGGUGUAACUGUUUAUAGAGAAUUUGAUAAUUUAGUCCAUGAAUUCUAACCUUAUUAUUAAUUUUGGGAUUUAGCAGUAUAAUUAUUAUAUGUUAUAUUUAGUAAAGAUAUGAUGUAUAAAAAGAAUAAUGGUUAUCUGUGUCAAUUAAAUAAUUAGAUCAUUUAGAUAUGUAAUUAUUGAUGCAAUAAUUUAAUAAUGAAGCUAUCUAAAUUUUUAAUUAUUUUACUGAUAUUUUAGAUGACAAUGCAUAAAGUUUAGUAAGAAAUUUAAGAAGAUAAUUGGAUUAAUUUAAAGAUAAUAUAUGGAUAGUUGAAUCAUUAGCAAUUGAAGCAUAUAAAAGAAAACCUAUUUUCUGGAAGGAUCUAUUUAGAGAAUGUUCAUUUCCUUAAUUAGAAAAUAAAGAGGAAAUUACAAUAUCUAAUUUACUAAAAAAAGGUAUACUAAAUUACAAAGAUAUUGUAUUGAAGUUGUCUUCUUAAGCUGAAAAGAGUUGGAGUGUUGAGAAAAGAUUGAAUGAGAUGUUUGAUAAAUUAUCAAUAAUAGAAUUAGAAUUAUAAGUAUAUAAGGAUACAUUUAUAUUUAAAAAUUAUGAGGAUGUAAUGGCUUAAUUAGAUGAAUAAUUAAAUGUAUUAAAUAUUCUUAAGGCAUAACCUCAUGCUAAAUUUGUUAUUAUAAAGGCUGGUUAAUUAGAAAAUAAAAUAUUACUCAUUUAAGAUACACUUGAUUAAGUUAUGAAAUGUUAAAAACAUUGGAUAUAUUUAGAUCCAAUAUUUGCAAGUGAUGAUAUUAAAUAAAAAUUAAAAUAAGAGACUUUAGAUUUUAAGAGAAUAGAUUAGUCAUAUAAAAAUUAUAUGAUCAUACUAAAUAAAAAUAAAUUAUUAUGGGAUUAGAUAGAAAAUGAUAAAAUGAAAUAAGACUUUGCAUAUAAUGUAUAAAUGUUAGAUCAAAUAUAAAAAAGUUUAACAAAGUACUUAGAAUCAAAGAGAAUAUUAUUUCCUCGUUUUUAUUUUGUAUCAGAUGAAGAAUUAGUUGAAAUUUUAGCUUAAACUAAAAAUCCAUAAUAAGUAUAGAAACAUAUAUUCAAAUGUUUUGAAAAUAUAUCAGAAUUAAAAAUAGUUGAUAAUGAAGUGAUUACAGCAUUUUAUUCAAGUCAUUAAGAGAAGAUAUUAUUAGAUGAUGUAAUAAAUCUUAAGAAAGGAAAUAAAAUAGAAAAUGUAGAGAGUUGGUUAUCUGAAUUUUAAACAAGAAUGUAGAAAACAGUUAAGAAAGCUAGUUGUAAUGCAUUAAAAGAUUUAAAUUCAACAAAAAUGGAGAUUAUUAAUAAAUGGCCUGGAUAAAGUGUAUUAUUAAGUAAUCAAAUAAAAUGGACAAGGAAUACAGAAGCUUCAAUAAGAUAAUAAUAGAAAUUGAAUUUAAAAUUACUUGUUUAAUUAUUAAAUAAAGAAUUAUAGACUACAGUUGAUUUGGUAAGAAAUGAGACUAGAUUGAUUUAAAAAACAACUUUAGAAGCAAUGGUAAUUUAAGAAGUUCAUAAUAAAGAUGUUGCUUAAAUAUUAUUAAAUUAAUAAAUAGAAGUAAUAAAUUCAUUUUUAUGGAUAUCUUAAUUAAGAUAUUAUUAUAAUGAUGAAAAUUCAAUUUAAGUUAGAAUGGUUAAUUCAUCUUUUGAGGUAUUUUAUAAAAAUAAUAAUAUUAGUAUGGGUAUGAAUAUUUGGGAAAGAUUUAAAGAUUAGUAAUUACAGCAUUGACUGAUAGAUGUUAAAGGACUUUAAUGGAAGCAUAUAAAAUGAAUUAUGGAGGUGCUCCUGAAGGUCCAGCUGGAACAGGUAAAACAGAAACUGUAAAAGAUUUAGCAAAAGCAAUGGCAAGACCAUGUAUUGUAUUUAAUUGUUCAGAUGGAUUAAAUUAUAUAGCAAUGGGUAAAUUCUUUAAAGGAUUAGUAACAUCUGGAUCUUGGUGUUGUUUUGAUGAAUUUAACAGAAUUGAUCCAGAAGUCUUAUCUGUUGUUGCAUAAUAAAUAUUUACAAUAUAGAAGGCAAUAAAAUUAAAAUAGGAAGCAUUUAUAUUUGAAGGAGAAGAAAUUAAUUUAGUACCUACUUGUGCUAUAAAUGUAACUAUGAAUCCUGGAUAUGCUGGAAGAUCAGAAUUACCUGAUAAUUUAAAAAUACUAUUUAGACCAUGUGCUAUGAUGGUUGCUGAUUAUGAAAUGAUAGGUGAAAUAUUUUUAUAUAGUAUUGGAUUUGAAAGGGCAAGAGAAUUAAGUAAAUAAAUAGUUACAUGUUUGAAAUUGUGUAAUGAAUAAUUAUCAUCUUAAGAACAUUAUGAUUUUGGUAUGAGAACUUUAAAGGCAGUAUUAAAUUCAAUAAAAAAUACUAGAAAUGGAACAGAAUAAGAGAAAUGUUUAACUGCUUUAAUUAUAGUUAAUCAACCUAAAUUGGUUAAGAAUGAUAUUGAAUUAUUUAAAGCUAUUACUUAAGAUUCAUUUCCAAAUGUUUAAGAAUAAGAAUUAGAUAAAUUAAAUAAUGUAUAAUAAUAAACUGAAAAUAUGAAAUUGAUAUAUCAUGAGACUUUAGCAAUUAAAUGUGAAUAAAUACAUAAUAGUAUUGAAGUUAGAAAUGGAGUUAUGUUAGUUGGUUAAACUUUUUCAGGUAAAUCAACAUCCUUAUAAAUAUUAUCUCAUUUAUUAAAAGCUACUAUUUUAAAAUUAAAUCCAAAAGCUAUAAAUUCAGAUUAAUUAUAUGGAAAGUUGGAUCCAGAUACAAAAUAAUGGUCAGAUGGAGUAGCACCCAUAUUAAUAAGGGAGAAUAUUUAAAGAGAAAAAUAUGUUUGGAUAGUUUUUGAUGGACCUGUUGAUUCUAUAUGGAUUGAAAAUCUUAAUACAGUUUUAGAUGAUAAUAAAAAAUUAUGUUUAACAUCAGGUGAAAUACUUAAAAUUCCAGAGAGAAUGUGUAUGAUUUUUGAAGUUGAAAAUUUAUCUGCUGCAUCACCAGCUACUGUUUCAAGAUUAGGUAUGAUUUAUUAUAGUAUAUUUGAUUGGAGAUAUCUAAUAGAUAAUAUAAGAUUACCUAAUCAUUUUGAUCAUAAAUACUUUAUUAAAAGAAUUAAAUAGUAUUAAUUUAUAUUAAUUUUAGUCUUAUAGAACAUUCAUUAGUAUGGAUGUAAGAAAAUGCAUAAUUUCCUGUUUAUGAUUAAUAAAAUAUAUUAGUAAGUUCAUUUUUGAAAUUGUUUUAAAAAUUAAUGUCUUAAUUAGAUUAAAAUGAAAGUGAUACUUUUGUAUUUGAUAAUACUAUAAUAUUUUCAAUUACUUGGUCAUUAGGAGCUGCAAUAAAUGAAUAAAAUAGAAAUCAUUUUAAUACAUUUUUGCAUAAACUAUUAAAACAUUAAUCUACAGGAUUAAAUUUAGAAAUUAAUAGAAAAUUAUAAUUUCCAAUUAAUGAAAGAAUAGAUUAUUUUUUAUUUGGAUAUAUAAAUUAAAAAUGGAUUGAAUGGAUAGAUGUAUUAUUUAUUAUUUAAAAAUAUAGAUAUCUGAAUAAUUACAGAUAACUCCAAGUAUUGAUUUUCAUUAAAUAGUUGUACCUACUAAUGAAUCAAAUAGAAAUGAUUAUUUUUGUAAAUUAGGAUUGCAUUUUUUAUAUUGUGGACCUACAGGUACUGGUAAAUCUUUAUCAAUGACAAAAUUUUCAUAAUUUUUAAUUGCAUGUAGUGGUUAAACAACUGGAAAUAGUUUAUAAAGAUUAAUAGAAACAAGAAUAAAUAAAAGAAGAAGAAAAGGAUGUUAUGGAGCUGAAGAAGGAUAGAUUACAAUAUUUGUAGAUGAAUUAAAUAUGCCAUUUAGAGAACCAUAAGGAUCAUAACCAGCAAUAGAAUUAUUAAGAUAAUGGAUGGAUUAAGGUGGAUGGUAUGAUUUAGAUAAUAAGGAAUUUAAAUAUAUGUGUGAUAUAACAUUUUUAUGUGCAAUGUAACCAGCAAGUGGUGGUAGAAAUUAAAUUACUAUGAGAUAUCUUAGACAUUUCAAUUUAUUAUAUAUUGGUGGAUUUGAUACAAUUAGUGUAACAAAUAUAUUAUAAGUAUUUGUUGAUUGGGUAAUGAUUAAAUUUUGUGCAACAGAUGAAAUUAAAUCAUUUAAAGAAUAAUUAGUUUAAAAUUCAUUAAAUUUAUAUUAAUAAAUAUAAGAGAGUUUAUUACCAACACCAUAAAAAUGUCAUUAUAUUUAUAAUUUAAGAGAUGUAUUUAGAAUUUUUGAAGGAAUGAGUAAGGCUUCAAGAUUAUAAAGUAAAUCUCAUUUAAUGAAAUUAUGGGUUCAUGAAUGUACAAGAAUAUUUAGUGAUCGUUUAGUAGAUUUUAAUGAUAUAAAGAUUUUUUAGAAUAUAAUUAAAUAGAUAGUUGUGGAAGAUAGAAUUAAUUUAAAUAAUAUACUUUGGAUUUAAGGAAAUAGUAAUUAACAUUAUGAUGAGGUUUAGAAUAUAUAAUAAUUAAAAUAAAGAGUAUAAGGAAUGCAUGAUGAUUUUAAUGCUUAAAGAUUUCAAAGCAAAUUGUCUUUAAUUUUAUUUACUAAUGCAAUUAUGCAUAUAUUUCGUAUAACUAGAAUACUGCAAUAAACUUUUGGUCAUGCUUUAUUAAUUGGAAUAGGAGGAACAGGAAGAUGUAAAUCUAAUAAUUAAUAAUAUCAUUAGCAUCCUUAGCCAAAUUAGCAACAUUUAUAGUAUUUAGAUCAGAACCAAUAAUAAUUGAUCCUCGUUCUUGGAAUGAUGAAUUGUUGAAUACUUUAUUAUAAGUUGGUUUAGAGAAUUAGAAAGCAUCCAUAAUAUUUAAUGAUUCUUAAUUACAAUAAUCUUAUAUGUGGGAAGAUAUUUGUAGUUUGUUGAGUCAUGGUGAAGUAACACAUUUAUUCACUCCAGAAGAGAGAUUAAAGAUAUAAGAAGAAAUGCCAUUCUCAAAAUUUUUGUAAAUUUGUAAAUUUAAUGUACAUGUCAUAUUAUGUAUGUAACCAGUAACAGAAUUAUACAGAAAAAGAUUAAGAACAUUUCCUACAAUAAUAAAUUGUACUACAAUAGAUUGGUUUAUGGAUUGGUCAAAUGAGGCUUUGGUGACUACAGCUGAAGAAUUUUUACCUAAUCCUUCUCUUGUAAAUGUAGCUGUUAAUAUUCAUUGUAAAGUAUUAGAAAUUACUCAAAAAUAUAAUUCUGAAUAAAGAAGAUAAUUUUAUGUUACACCUACAUAAUAUUUAUAAAUGCUUUAAACAUUUAAAAGACUUUAAAGAGAAAUAAGUGAAUAAUCAUUAGCAUUAAUAGAUAGAUUUGAAUCUGGUAUUGAAAAAAUAAUUAAAACUUAAAAAGAAGUAGAUAAAAUUAAAUUGUAAUUAUUUGAAUUAUAACCAUAAUUGGAAUAGGCAACCAUAGAAAAUUAAAAAUUAUUAUAAAGAAUUAAAUUAAAAAAAGAGGAAGCAGAUUAAAAAAGAAGAUUAUGUGAAUAUGAUGAAAUGAUAUGUUAGAAACAUAGAGAUUAAGCAACUGAAUUGAAAAAUAUUUGUAUUACUGAAUUGAAUAAAGUAUUACCACUUUUAGGUUAAGCAACUGAAGCAUUAGAUAAAAUAACUAAAGAAGAUAUGAUUCAAUUAAAAUCUUUUACUAAUCCACCUUUAUCAGCUGCUGUUGUUAUGGAAGGAUUAUGUUAUGCAUUUUAAGAAGAUGAAAAAGUUAAAUCAAAAAAUAAAGAACUUCCUGUUAUGUAAGAUUAUUGGGAUUAUGCUAAAAAAUAUUUAUUAAAUGAUAAAUUAAUAAAGAGAGUCAAAAAAAUGAAAUUAGAAGAAAUAAGAUCAAUUAAAUUAAAUAAUAUUUAGAAAUUAUAGAUUUUUGUACUUAAUCCUCUUUUUGAAAAAGAAAAGGUAUUUAAUGCAUCUAAAGCAGCUGGUAAUUUAGCAUAAUGGAUAAGAGCUGUUUUAGAAACAUAUUAAGCUGUUGAAAUAAUUGAACCAAAAAAGGCAUAAUUAGUUGAAGCUGAAAAAAAACUUAAAGAAGCUGAAGCUGAUGUUUAAAUAAAAAGAGCUAUAUUAGAAUAAUAAUUAAAUGAACUUAAAUAAUUUGAAAAGGAAUUUGAAAAAGCUAAUUAAGAAAAAUAAAUAAUUUAAUAAGAAGUAGAAACUAUUUAAAAAUAACUUAAUAAAGCUGAAAAAUUACUAUUUGGUUUGUAAGAUGAAGCUUAAAGAUGGAAGAAAAAAGGAUAAAAAAUAAAAAAUGAAUAAAUUGCAAUUGAAGGAGACUGUAUAUUAAGUGCUUCUAUUAUUGCAUAUUUAGGAGUCUUUCCUAUAUAAUAUAGAGAUGUCUGUUAAAAUUAUUGGAAAAAUCUAUUAAAAUAAAAUAAUGUAAAAUUCUCAAUUGAUUAUGCAAUCUCAAAAUAAUUAUGUAAUCCAAUUAUAAUCAAUAAUUGGAUUACAUAAUAAUUACCUAAUGAUUAAUUAAGUAUUGAGAAUGCAAUCAUACUUAAAGAAUCUACAAAAUGGCCAUUAAUGAUUGAUCCAUAACUUUAAGCCAAUUAAUGGAUUAAAAAUAUGGAAGAUAGUAAAUAUUUGCUUAUUUUAAAUGCCAAUUAACCAACAUAAUAAAUUUAAUUAUAAUUAGAACAUGGAAUAUAAAUUGGUUAUGCAGUUUUAUUAGAAAAUGUUGGUUAAACUUUAGAUCCAUUAUUUGAAUCAUUAUUGUAAUAAAAUGCAAAAUCUAGAUCAAAAAGAGCUACAAUGAAAUUAGGAGAUAAAAUAAUAGAUAUAUCUUCUGAUUUUAGAUUUUAUAUGACAACUAAAUUAAGUAAUCCUCAUUUUCAACCAUAAGUUUGUGUUAUGGUUAAUAUGCUUAUAUUUUAAGUAACAUAAGAUGGAUUAGUUGACUAAUUAUUAAAUAUUGUUGUUAAAAUAGAUGAACCAUAAAAAGAAGAACAAAGAUUAAAGAAUAUUUAAUAAUAUUUUUAAAAUAAAGAUAAAUUAAUUUAGACAGAAACAUUGAUAUUGAAAUUACUUUCAGAGUCUACAGGAGAUUUAUUAGAAAAUGAAGAUUUAAUUUAAACAUUAUCAAAAUCAAAGGAUGAAAGUAUAGCAAUUGAAGAAAAAUUAAAAAGUUUAGAAUAUGAUAGAAUAAACUUUAUGUAAAUCAGAUAAUUCUAUUAAUAAGCAGCAGAGAAAGUAGCUAAUCUAUAUUUUAUAUUAAAUGAUUUGGCUGUAAUAGAACACACUUAUAUUUGGUCAUUAGAAUUUUAUUUCUUUCUUUACACAAGAUCUAUAAGAGAAUCUUUAAAUGAAAAAUUAAAAAGAAAUUAAAAUAUCAUUGAUAAAUUCAUAUAAAUUUUAUACACUUAAAUUAAUAGAUCACUAUUAGAAAAAGAUAAAUUGAUCUUUCGAUUUCUAUUAUAUGUAAAAAUGAUGAAUAUACCAUCUGAAUUAAUUAGAGCAACUGUUAUGGGUUGCACAUUAACUACAUCUGAUGUUUAAAUGCCAAAAGGAUUUUCAUGGUUAACAAAUAAAAUGUGGUUGGAAUUAGUAGAUUUAUCAAAAUCUUUUCCUAACAUAUUUGGAUCUAUUUGCUAAGAUUUUGUAUCUUAAAAAUAAUUCUGGGAUAGCUUUUAAAAUAGUUCUAAUUCUUAUUAAUUAUAAUUAAGAGGUUUAGAUCAAUUUUAAAUGAAUAUGUUAGUUAAAAUAAUUAAACCUGAAUAAUUUAUAUCUGCUACUAAUGAGAUGAUAAAAUAAUAAAUGGGUAAUCUCUUUAUAGAAAAUAUUCCAACUACAUUUGAAUAAUUUUAUUUUGAAUCUGAUUCUAAAAUUCCUUUAUUAUGUAUCAUAACACCUGGAGCAGAUCCUAGAUAAGAAAUCAUUAAAUUAGCAACUAAAUAUGAUUUUAAUGAUAGAUUUAAUUAGAUCUCUUUAGGAUAAGGACAAAAUUAAUUGGCUAUCAAAAUGAUACUAAAUGCCAUGUAAUAAGGUACAUGGGUAUUAUUAUAAAAUUGUCAUCUUGCUGCUUCUUUUAUGCCUGAACUUGAAAAUUUAUUUGAAGUACAAUAUAAAAAAGAGAUGAAUUCAGAUUUUCGAUUAUGGUUGACAUCUCAACCAACAUCAAUAUUACCACAUAAUGUAAUAUUAAGAUGUAUUAUAUUAUAUAUUAUCAUAGCUCUCAAAAUUACAUAUGAAUUACCUAGAGGUCUCAAAAAUAAUAUGUUAAGAUCAUAUUAAUAAUAAGAAUCUGACAAAUUUGAAUAAUCAAAAAAACUAAAAGAAUGGAAAAAUCUAUUUUUUUCAUUAGCAUUAUUACAUGCAUGCUUACUUGAAAGAAAGAAAUAUGGUCCUUUAGGUUGGAAUAUUGGAUACAAUUUUUCAUAACAUGAUUUUGAAAUUUCAAAAGAAUAAAUCCAUUAUUUUUUAGAAACCUAUUAAGAUAUUCCAUGGGAUGCUCUAAAUUAUUUAAUUGCUGAAAAUAAUUAUGGUGGUAGAGUUACAGAUCCUAUGGACAGAAAACUUCUAAAAAUUUAUGUUAAUGAUUUUAUCAAUUCCAAAACUAUUCAAUAAGAUUAUCAAUUUUAUGAUAUUUAUUAGAUACCAUAAUAAAUGAAACUUAAAGCUUAUAUGGAAUACAUAUCAUAAUUGCCAAUCUUUGAUCCACCUUAAUUAUUUGGUCUUCAUUAAAAUGCUGAAAUAUAUUCUUCAAUUUUAGAAACUGAAAAUUUAAGUUAAGUCAUUUUGUAAUUACUCCCAAGAACUCAAAGUGAUUCCAAUUAAACACAUCCUGAUUAAAUUGUUUAUAAUAAAAGUUAAGAAAUCUUAAAGAAUUUACCUGAAUAACUUGAUUCUAAUUUAGCAAAAUAAAAGUUUCAAUAAAUUUUAGAAAAUCCUUUGAAUGCAAUAAUUCAUUAAGAAAUUACUAAAUAUAAUAAAUUAUUAACCAAAAUAUCAGAAUCUCUAAUUAUUCUAAUUUAAGGUUUGGAUGGUUUAAUUAAUAUUUCUGAUUAAUCAAUAGAUAUUUAUAAUGCAAUAUUUGAUAAUAGAAUUCCAGAAUAAUGGUUAACAUAUUCUUACUUAACUACUAAAUCUUUAGGAUCUUGGUUUAGUGAUUUAAUUUAAAGAACUGAAUUUAUUAAAAAGUGGAUAAAUUAAGGUUAACCUAAAAUUUUUUGGUUGGGUGGUCUUUUCUUUAUAUAAGGAUUCUUAACUGCUGUUUUAUAGACAUAUUCAAGAAAAUCAAAAAUACCUAUUGAUCAAUUAAAAUUUGAAUUUAAUUUUUUUUCUUAAGAACCAUAGACUAUAACUAGAGGUGUUUGUGUAAAUGGAAUAUCUAUAGAUGGAGCUUAAUUUGAUUAUUAAGAGUAGACACUAAUAGAACCUUAAAAUAAUAUUCUGUUCUAUCCAUGUCCAAUAAUUAAUUUUUGUCCUACUUAAUAGAGAAAAAUAAUAAAAAAUUAUUCUUGUCCUCUUUAUAAUACAACAUAAAGAAAAGGAAUACUUACUUCAAAUGGAAUAUCAGUUAAUUUCAUUUGCAAAAUAAAAAUACCUAUUAAUAAUAAUAAAAAUCAUUGGUCAAAAAGAGGAGUUGCUUUUAUUGUUUAAGCAAAUUGA
Molecule: messenger RNA, 12183 nt
Organism: Paramecium primaurelia
Lineage: Eukaryota; Ciliophora; Oligohymenophorea; Peniculida; Parameciidae
Source: the annotation of a GenBank genome assembly